CUCACCCCGCCAAUAUUUUUCCCUUUCGGAGCCAAAGAAAUAGCAGAAGCCUCGGUCGAACCAGUGAAGUCAGCCGGAUGGCUGAAAGGUGUACGGCGGAACUGAACUCUCCACAUGUUUUCACUUUUGAAGUCGAACUAAAUGUUUUAACGGUUUUAAGCUUGUGUGCCCAUUGAAUGUUAAACUACUAUGUUGGGUUUGCAUUUUGUUUUAAACUCAAACUUCGCACCGUUCGGUGUUCUGCUUUUGGAUGCUUUGGGAAAACUAGCUUAAAUUUUCUAAGCAGGUGAUGUAACCGAUAUGCUAGUGUUAUGUACAGGUCUGAAUGUGAAGUUAAAACCUAAGGUUUAAUGAGUAUAUAAUGUGAUGAUGUUUUCCAAUAGUACGAGAAGAAGUAGUAGGAUGUUACAAGAAGUAGUAGGGUGUUAUAAGAGUGCACCCAUCAUCAAGAACAGACGCCUCACUCGCUCCUCAUCAAACUGCCUAAAACAUUCUAGGGUCAAACAAUUUGGCGUCCACCGUGGGGAUGAGUGAAGCACUGAAGAAAGGAUGUAUGAGAGCUCCGGGACUCCUGUCAAGGGUGUAGUAGAAAGAAGCAACAUUCAGGGAUUGGAGAUGCCAACUAUGGAGGAAGAAAUGGAGAUGGAAGACCGCGUAAAGAGUCAGGGAAGCAAAUAUCCAGCAUGCAAGAAAGCAUCGGCCAGAUCUUGGCCAUGCUCAAAGAAAAAAGCAUACCUGAAAAGGGAAACGACACACAUGAAAGCUCGAGGAAGCAGAAGACAAAAGGUAAAGAAAGAGAAGAGGAUCCUGAAAGCCCUGCUCAGACAGUAGGCGAGGAGUCCGAAAAGGAAGAGAACGCUGAAGAUUUCAACCUGAGUUUUCUAGAGGAGCACCUUAGACCGUCGUAUGAAAGGGCAAAAGCCCACAACAACAUCCUCCAAAACCCCCUAGCCAAAAGUCUAUUCAGAACACAGGUCCCUUCCAACUUCUCGUCGAUGGGGUUGCCAACCUAUAGCGGGAUUUUUUAUACUACAGACCACUUGAGCGCCUUUAUGCUCAAAAUGCAACUAAUCAAUGCCUCGGACGCAGAUUUAUGCAAGGCGUUCCCAGUCACGUUCGACGGUUAGUGUCGAACCUGUUAUACCUCCCUUCCGGAAAGGAUUAUCGAGAGCUACGAGCAGUUUGCCACGCUGUUCUCAUCAAAGUUCGCGUCUCAAAGAAGAAGGAAGCUUACCGUGUCGGCACUUAUCAACUGCAAGCAGGGAGGAGAAGAGACGAUGACAGACUUCUAUGAUAGGUGAAACACCAUAGCAUGUGAAGUACAAGAAAUCUCACCAUGCGUGGCACCGGGUAACCUGGGAAUGUCGACGCAUAGCUGCGAGUUGAAAAGAGCGCUCAUAAAAAAGGAUCACGUCUUGAAGUCUUGACCUGACCUGGAUCGCCUAGUGAGAAAGGCAAUCAUGCUAGAGGAAGAGCUAAUACCUGAAGACAACGUCAAGCGCAUCAACCCCAGAGUUGAGAAUGUAGAAAAGAAAAGGGGAGGAUCGCCAAAGAGAAGAGGGCGCUCACAGACAGGCAGAAUUAUAAGCCACGGUACCCCAACCGCGACAACAGGCACCAAGUGUUUACCACUGAAAAAGAGGAAAGACAUGGAGAGCGACCAGUCUCGUGGGAUUCUCGAGGUCGAAAUUCGGGUGUUGGGUUUAAUAACCUUGCAAGUGACAAUAGGAGAGGCAUUAGGGAUGGUGACUGGUGUGCAUUAUCGGCGCCUUGGCGGGCGUCAGCAACCCCGGUCCUCUCUGUCUGAGAGGGUAAUGGGUACAUCGUGCGGCGGUUCGCUCUCGGCUUCGGAAUAGCUAAAAUUCCCAAGGUAAUCGCCAACCGUCGAGAACGUUCCCUGCAUACCGGCAGAAGUGCCAGCAUGGCCUAGGCGGUCCUCGACUAUCCCUAAAAGUCCAUAACCAAGACUACCUAAGUUCCCUCUAACGAGUAAGAACUCGAAAAUAGCACACUAGGUCUAAGUUCUCUACUUCCCAUUCUAAGCCAGACAGCGAAAAGGGAAAGAAGUCAAAACAUACCUUGAGCGUCCUAUUUAAAUCUAGAGGAUGGACCGCUCGACCCGCCUCUAGUCUUUGCAGAAGAUCAAGGAAGACUGGUGCCCGAGCUGGAAGUCCGGACCUCGCCGGAAGUUGUGGCAGCGGCAACGUCGCCGAAAAGGUUCUCGUUCUGACUAUCAGAGGGAGUAGUGCUCUGAGAAUCGAUCGCCAUUCUAAAUUGUCGAUGUUUUUUCUUCCUUCGUUGUUGCUUUCUCUUCCUUUGUUACUGGGAUUGUUUGAACUCGGCCAAGAAGUCCGCUCGGUUCAGUGAUGAAAGGAGGAGAUGAUCUCGCAAAUAAGAAGAAAGGGAGAAUCCUGAGCAGCAAGCAGUUUUGACAGAGUAACAAGGAGAGCUCGAAAAAGAAAAUGCUGAAGAAGAAGAAUGAAUAAGAAGAAUGAUGGGAAGGUAUAAAUAAGCAGCCCGAAGGGAAAAAAGGGGCAACGACACAACGGUUGAGUGACCAAGUCAGAAACCCUAAUCUACAAAUUUCAAAAUAACAGGCAGGCGAAGCGACGUCUGAGUUGCCCGUUGUCAGGGCAGACAGGGCUCGACAUUCGAGUGCCGCCACGUGGCUAAGCAUGUAGAGGGGAUGGAGAAACGCAAAGGGUAAACUGCUUCAGAAAGCUCUAGAAGACCGCAAAACAUUCGAGUGCUGCCACGUGACUAAGCAUGCAUAGGGGAGGGAGAAACGCAAAGGGCAAACCGCUUCGGAAAGCUCUGGAAGACAGCACAUGUUUAUGGUUAAGUAUAGGAGCAUUGGGCGUGGAAAAUCUCCGUCUCUCGCGCAGCCAGGGGCAUGAUAUAGUGUAGCGGUUAUAUGAGACGGACCGCUCAACAUGAACGCUGAGAAGAUUAUAGCCAACUUCACGACUAAAGGGCAAUUGUUGGG
Linum trigynum is the source of this 2986-nucleotide messenger RNA. The record is from the annotation of a GenBank genome assembly. NCBI's taxonomy places the organism in Eukaryota, Viridiplantae, Streptophyta, Magnoliopsida, Malpighiales, Linaceae.